This is a messenger RNA of Closterium sp. Yama58-4, 858 nucleotides long. Lineage: Eukaryota; Viridiplantae; Streptophyta; Zygnematophyceae; Desmidiales; Closteriaceae. The record is from the annotation of a GenBank genome assembly.
UUUCUCGACCUCAUCCAACGGCUCUCGCGCCUCGUGGCCGAUCGUGCGGCUCAGAUCGAGUCUCUGGAUGCUGGGCUGCUGAAGCUGGGGAGGAGCGGGGAUGUGGCGGGGGCGAAGUCGGGCAGGAGGAAUGUCGAGACUGAGUUGAAGGAGAGUGGGAGGGAGAUUGCUGCUGUGGUGGGCAAGAUCGAGGCUCUUCCCAAGGUUCCUGCUGGUCCCCUUCGCACAGUGCAAACCUUAGUGGCAAAGGAUAAGGAACGCGCAGAAAGGGCUGUCGCCAAGCACACUGUUGCGGUGGAAGCGUAUGAAAAGAAGGCUCCUGCCAAGGAGAUCGACGCCAAGAUUGGCCCGAUGCAGCAGCGACUGGCUGCUCUGAAGGCAGAGAUCAAGGAUCUGUUGGAGGGGUAUGGAGGGGGGAAGUGCGAUGCAGCAGCAGCUGGCGGCUCUGAAGGCAGAGAUCAAGGAGCUGGUGAUGGCUCUGGAGGAGUGAAGGGUGUGAGGCGGGAAGGUGAGGAUGGGGAUGGAGGCUUGCGGGAUGAAUGGGAGGAGGGGAUUUUGAAGGGUGGGGGCGUGGGGAGUGGUGGAGAGGGCGGAGCAGCGGCGGAGGGUUUUUCCGCGGAGGCGGUGCUCCGCCAGGCGGAGCAGCAGGCGGCGGAGCGCAGGCGCGGCGCAAGGCUGCGCGCCGCUCCCCCGGUGUAUUUCUUUCCGCGACGGUCGUGGGGUGUGACUAUAGCGAGAUACGGCGCGGUCGUGGCAGCGGGAUUGGCGGCGGGAAUGGCGCUAGAGACAUGGAUUCGACAAAAGGUAGCAGAGGAUGGUGGCUAUGUGAUGGGGAAGAAGGGAGCAGCAAACCAUUAG